Messenger RNA from Capsicum annuum, 1062 nucleotides. Its product is annotated as receptor-like protein 13. Gene Ontology annotation, molecular function: protein binding. Lineage: Eukaryota; Viridiplantae; Streptophyta; Magnoliopsida; Solanales; Solanaceae. The record is from RefSeq and is a predicted model, not a curated record. The coding region runs from base 370 to 1062 and encodes 230 amino acids. The transcript has a single exon.
UUUAAACCUGUUAGAUCUACGAGAGAACAAUUUCAGUGGUGCGAUUCCAAAAUGGUUGGGCAGUACUUUUGAUAUAACCAUUUUACUUCUGAAAGGAAAUCAUCUUCAAGGCACCAUACCUCCACUGUUAUAUCAUGCAAGGUACUUAAGAAUGCUGGAUAUUUCUCACAAUAAUCUUUCUUGCAAGGUACUUAAGAAUGAUGGAUAUUUCUCACAAUAAUCUUUCUGGACCUAUUCCUCAUUGCUUGGGAAACAUAAAGCAACAACAAGAAGGGAGCCGUUUCUCUAACAGAUGCAUAUGUAACUAAGGUGUUUGGAGGAGAUGCCGUGAUAGGCAUAGAAUCUUCAAUCAAAAGAUCCUUGGAGAAUAUGCUUGUAGAUACCUAUGCAUCGGUUGGAGCAGAGUUUACCACCAAAUACAAUACCUAUUCGUAUGAAGGUCGCAUGGUUGAUUAUAUGUGCGGAAUUGAUCUUUCUUACAACCAGUUAAGUGGUGAAAUACCCAAGGAACUCAGUAAUCUUACCGAGAUUCAUGCAUUAAACUUGUCACAUAACCACCUUACUGGAGCAAUACCAUCAGAAUUCUCAAAUCUCCAGAAUAUCGAGAGUUUGGACCUGUCAUACAACAACUUGACUGGGAGUAUUCCCACUCAACUUCUAAAGUUGACAACUCUAGCAGUUUUUACCGUGGCACAUAAUAAUCUAACAGGAAGGACUCCACAGCGUUCUGCGCAGUUUGCAACUUUUAGUGAAAGCAGUUAUGAGGGAAAUCCUUUUCUUUGUGGUCUUCCAUUGAAUAUCAGUUGCACGGAGUCUAAAGAGAUUCCAAUAUACCCUCCAGCACCAAAUUGCUGCGAAGAUGAUGUGUCUUUCUUAGAUGUGGAGGCGUUCUAUAUUUCCUUUCUUGUGGCAUAUGCAAAUGUGGCGGUUGCAGUGGUUCUGGUCCUCUGGGUAAACCCUUACUGGAGAAAUGUUUGGUUUCAUUUUGUCGAGUCUUUCAUGUAUUCAUGUUAUGAUUAUUUUGCUCUCAAAUGUAGGCCUAACUUAUUAAGGUCACUUUAA